Molecule: messenger RNA, 2392 nt
Organism: Psammomys obesus (fat sand rat)
Lineage: Eukaryota; Metazoa; Chordata; Mammalia; Rodentia; Muridae
Gene: Npr3
Product: natriuretic peptide receptor 3
Exons: 8
Coding region: 1-1605 (534 amino acids)
Biological process (GO): regulation of blood pressure; vasodilation
Cellular component (GO): membrane
Molecular function (GO): natriuretic peptide receptor activity; peptide hormone binding
Source: RefSeq, a predicted model, not a curated record
AUGCGGUCCCUGCUGCUGCUGGCUGUCUCGGCGUGCGUGCUGCUGGCCCGGGCGCGGCUGGCGGGCGGCGCGGGCGGCGCGGGCGCGGGGCGCGGGGAGGGAGAGGCGCCGGCGGCGCCGAGCAUCGAGGUGCUGGUGCUGCUGCCCCGGGACGACUCGUACCUGUUCUCGCUGGCCCGGGUGAGGCCGGCCAUCGAGUACGCGCUGCGCAGCGUGGAGGCCAACGGCAACGGCACCGGCACCGGCAGGAGGCUGCUGCCGCCGGGCACCCGCUUCCAGGUGGCCUACGAGGACUCGGCCUGCGGCAACCGCGCGCUCUUCAGCCUGGUGGACCGCGUGGCGGCGGCGCGCGGCGCCAAGCCCGACCUCCUGCUGGGGCCCGUGUGCGAGUACGCGGCGGCGCCGGUGGCCCGGCUGGCGUCGCACUGGGACCUGCCCAUGCUGUCGGCGGGAGCCCUGGCCGCCGGCUUCCAGCACAAGGACAGCGAGUACUCGCACCUCACGCGCGUGGCGCCCGCCUACGCCAAGAUGGGCGAGAUGAUGCUCGCCGUGUUCCGCCACCACCACUGGAGCCGCGCCGCCCUCCUCUACAGCGACGACAAGGUCGAGCGCAACUGCUACUUCACCCUCGAGGGCGUCCACGAGGUUUUCCAGGAGGAGGGCCUGCACACGUCCGCCUACAGUUUCGACGAGACCAAAGACUUGGACCUGGACGACAUAGUGCGCUACAUCCAGGGCAGCGAGCGAGUGGUGGUCAUGUGUGCCAGUGGUGACACCAUUCGGAGCAUCAUGUUGGCGGUGCACAGACAUGGCAUGACCAGUGGAGACUACGCCUUCUUCAACAUUGAACUCUUCAACAGUUCUUCCUACGGAGAUGGCUCGUGGAAAAGAGGAGACAAACACGACUUUGAAGCUAAGCAAGCAUACUCAUCCCUCCAAACAGUCACCCUACUGAGGACUGUGAAACCUGAGUUUGAGAAGUUUUCCAUGGAGGUGAAAAGUUCUGUUGAGAAACAAGGGCUCAAUGAGGAGGAUUACGUGAACAUGUUUGUUGAAGGGUUCCACGAUGCCAUCCUCCUCUACGUUCUAGCGUUACAUGAAGUUCUCAGAGCUGGCUACAGCAAAAAGGAUGGGGGGAAGAUCAUCCAGCACACUUGGAACAGGACAUUUGAAGGUAUCGCCGGGCAGGUGUCCAUAGAUGCCAACGGGGAUCGGUAUGGGGACUUCUCCGUGGUCGCCAUGACGGACGCUGAAGCAGGCACCCAGGAGGUGAUUGGUGAUUACUUUGGAAAAGAAGGCCGGUUCAAAAUGCGAUCCAAUGUCAAAUAUCCGUGGGGCCCGUUGAAGCUGAGAAUAGAUGAAACCAGGAUUUUGGAGCAUACCAACAGCUCUCCUUGCAAAUCGUCAGGUGGCCUAGAAGAAUCAGCAGUGACAGGAAUUGUUGUUGGGGCCCUACUAGGGGCUGGUUUGCUAAUGGCCUUCUACUUUUUCAGGAAGAAAUACAGAAUAACCAUUGAGAGGCGAAAUCACCAAGAAGAAAGUAACAUCGGGAAGCAUCGCGAGUUACGGGAAGAUUCUAUCAGAUCUCAUUUUUCGGUGGCUUAAAAGAAAUGCUCCCUUUUGUCUGCUUGAGAUUUCUUAAAGAGAUAAAUGGAAGGAAAGACAUCAGUGGAACAGAAAGGGCGUUCUUGGAGAAUUUCAUUCUUUCAUGCAAUAGUCAUUUCACUUUAAAUUUCCUUUAGAAGCUCAGGAAUGAUUAUUAAUCACUAUCUGCCUCUCAGCCUUUCAUCUCAUGGCAAACAAAUAUAAUGAUAAUAACAUCAUUCUAUUAAGUGGUCUGACUGCUGGAAGGGUAUAGUAGAUUUAUGUUUUGAAAGCCUGGUGUCUCCGUAUCUUGAUUGCUUUGGGGGCAUUUCACACAAGGAUAUAAAAAUGUGGUUUUUCUGAAAUGAAAUGUUUUGUAGCUAGAAUAAAACAAUUUUUACAAGUAGAAUAUUCUUGGAAAGAAUUUAAUACCCAAUAAGAGGACAAUGGAAUGAAAGAAAUCUCAAGGCUGGGAAUGCAGUGCUCCUCUCUUUGGAACUAAUGCACAGGUUUGUGGUUGACAAGGGCCGUGUCCAAUGUCCACAUUCAGGUCUGUCUUCAUAUCUCAAGAAAGGACCCUCCCUGUCUCUUUCAGUGUCUCAUAAGAGAUACCUUGGAAAACUGUAAAUAUUAGUGAGCUAGGAGGAUUUAUAUAAGAAGAAUGAGUCUAAAAUGUUUCUUUUAUGAUGUAAAAAAAGCCCUACUUCACACUAACAUUUUAUUUUUAAGUAUUUUAAUCUUAUAUUUUGGUAUUAGAAAUGUGUCUAUUUUUUCAUUUUGAAGAUUAAAUUUCACUUAUAUUGUAAAA